Messenger RNA from Elaeis guineensis (African oil palm), 657 nucleotides. The record is from RefSeq and is a predicted model, not a curated record. NCBI's taxonomy places the organism in Eukaryota, Viridiplantae, Streptophyta, Magnoliopsida, Arecales, Arecaceae.
AUCAAACUUCAUAUGAUGGGUUUUGAAUCUAUCUGGUUGCUGAUGCUUCUGCAGAUCUCUGUUGAAGAUGUGAAAGACCGCCAGAAUCGUCUUGCUAAAAUGCGUAGCCUUCUUUUCCAUCAUGAGAUGAAGGGGAAGCAUAUUAAGAAAAUUAAAUCCAAGACAUAUCAUCGUAUUUUGAAGAAAGGGAAACUAAAGGCAGCAUCAGCUGAAAUGCAGAUGGAUCCUGAAGCUGCUAAAGAUUAUGCUAUGAAACAGGAAUUCAAACGCGCAGAGGAACGGAUGACUUUGAAGCACAAAAACAACUCGAAAUGGGCAAGGCGUAUCUUACAGCGUGGAUUAAAUGUACAAGAUGAAGGCACUCGAGCUGCCAUUGCUGAACAACUUCACAAACAUGAACUUUUAACUAGAAAAGUGAAUUCCAUGAAAGACACUAGCAGCAGCGAUGACAGUAGUGAUGAAGAUUUUGAAGAACUCUCACCUAGAACAGACACUGAACGGGCUUCCAAGCUUCUAAAUAGAGCAAAAGAGAUGACAACUAAAGUCUUGGAAGAGGAUGAGAUACCAAAAUCAGGAGUCUUUGCAUUGCCAUUCAUGGUAGGUUUGAAGAAUUUAUGUGAAUGUCAUCAAGUCAUAGCAUGAACUCUCCAUCAAUAU